This is a messenger RNA of Parasteatoda tepidariorum (common house spider), 1548 nucleotides long. RefSeq names its product arrestin 1 (gene Arr1). NCBI's taxonomy places the organism in Eukaryota, Metazoa, Arthropoda, Arachnida, Araneae, Theridiidae. Gene Ontology annotation, biological process: signal transduction; G protein-coupled receptor internalization. Gene Ontology annotation, molecular function: G protein-coupled receptor binding. The record is from RefSeq and is a predicted model, not a curated record. Gene Ontology annotation, cellular component: cytoplasm.
GUUGUUAAAAAAAAAAAUUAUUUAUCUAAGAAGCAAAUAGUUUUACAUUUCUAGUGGUAUAGAACAUUUCCUAGUGGUUCAAUGCUGUAAAGAGUUUAAGGCCAAGGUUCCUAUCAACAUUUUUAAAAAAGCUGAUUACAUCCAAGAUGGUUGCUACCUGCAGAAUCUACAAAAAAAGUUGCCCCAAUGGAAAAGUUACAUUAUAUCUAUCCAAAAGGGAAUACGUUGAUCACAUAACUUUUGUAGAUCCAAUAGAUGGUAUUAUUCUAUUGGAUGAUGAAUACUUAAAACAUCGCCAUGUCUAUGCUCACGUGAUUGCUACUUUCCGUUACGGCCGAGAGGAUGACGAAGUAAUGGGUUUAAAGUUUGUAAAAGAACUUUAUUUGGCCUCCGAACAAAUCUAUCCUCAACCAAUGCAAGAGGAACCCACUACCAAGACUAAUUCAAAGAUGCAAGAUCGGCUUUUAGAAAAACUUGGUCCAAAUGCCUAUCCUUUUACACUCAAGCUGCCCGAGAACGCUCCUCAUUCUGUAAUGUUACAACCUGGAGCUGAAGAACAAGGACAACCAUGUGGUGUAUACUACGAGGUUAGAAUCACAGUAGGAAAUACUCAACAUGACAAAGGGCAUAAGAGGAAUUCAGUAUCGAUGGCCAUUCGUAAGGUACAGAGAGCUCAGCUGAUAGGUAACCGUCAACCAUGCUCUGUCAUCAAGAAGGAUUUUCUACUAAGCCCAGGACAUCUGGAAUUAGAAGUCACCUUGGAUCGUCAAGUGUUCGCUCACGGAGAGCCUGUCAAUGUGAAUAUCGCAGUCAGGAAUUAUUCCAAUAAAACUGUCAAAAGGAUCAAAGUCUAUGGAAUUCAAAAUGCUGAUAUUUGCAUGUUUGCGAGCGGACAUUGUAGAACAAUAGUAACUUCUAUGGAUACCGAAUCCGGAUGCCCAAUUGGACCAGGAGGCACUCUCCAUAAAGUCGUAGAACUUUAUCCCACAGUUGUUGACUCUCAGAAAACUAGGGGUCUAGCCCUCGAUGCUCCUGUUGGAGAUGAAGCAGUUUUUAUGGCAGCUUCAACUAUACUUCCUGAAGACCAGGAGAAAGAUCCUUUUGGCAUUAUUGUAUCGUACUCAAUAAAGGUUAAACUUAUCUUAGGAGCUUUAGGAGGGGAGGUUGUAGCUGAAUUACCUUUCGUUUUAAUGAGUACUGGAACAAAGAAAAUAGCUGCGGAUCAUCCGUCUUUAGUGGCUAACAGAGAGCUAUCAGUUGAAAGUACAACACCUCAAAACAAAAAGGAAGCUUAGUGAGUCUCAAACUCAGAAGAAUGGGAUACAUUAGUAAAAAAACUAUUUAAAACUUGUCAUGCAAAUUUAUUGUGUACUUAAUAUUAUCCAUCAGAGAAAGGCAGAAAUGUUUAUUCAUGGAUGUAUUAAUUAUAAUAUUAAUUAUUUAUAUUUAAAUUUAUAGAUUCAAUUUUUAUUUCUGAAAAUGUUAUUUUGAUCUAAGUAUAAUUAAUUGUACAUCUUUAUGAACAAUAAAGAAUACCUAUUUUGAGAA